Aspergillus terreus NIH2624 is the source of this 348-nucleotide messenger RNA. RefSeq lists its product as uncharacterized. The transcript is spliced from 2 exons. Lineage: Eukaryota; Fungi; Ascomycota; Eurotiomycetes; Eurotiales; Aspergillaceae. The record is from RefSeq and is a predicted model, not a curated record. The coding region runs from base 1 to 348 and encodes 115 amino acids.
AUGGUCCUGAACGGUGUCGGCACGGGUAUGUUUCUCAAUGCCCUCUUUGCCGUCGCCCAAUGGCGGGCGCCUCCUCAGGAGACAUUGAGUGCUGUUGGAUUCAUCAUUCUCAACCUGGGCCAGAAUGAAAUCCGCCAUCGGUUCCCCACCUUUGACACGGCGCAGAUCCAGAGUCCUAUCUCCGGUGCCGGCAGCCAUCUUCUGGAAACCCUCAGUCAGGCCCAGCAGCAGGUCCUCGCGGCCAUUGUCCACGAGAUCAGUCAUAUGCCCGUUCUGUCCAUCACCUCCGGCUGCUUCUGUCUCUGCCUGUCGGUGUACAUGGAUCGCAGAAAAAUCAAGUAUGGCUAG